AUGGGGAAUUCACAGAGUCAGUCCGGAGGGUACUUGAACUAUUGUGACUAUCUUGCAGACAUCCUGUGCUGUAUAGCAUGUGGGAUCCAGAUCACCGGGUGCACCAGAAAGGAUAUACUAAAUGAGCGAGAAGACUGGAAGCGAUCAGCCAGAUGGCGUAGACAUCUUUUCACGACAGCUGCAGAGCUGGAGCAUAUGUACUUCAAAAAGACUCCUAAACUGUGGUCUUAUUACUACCGCGCAAUACUCGUUGACUCCGAAGGCGAUCGUUUGUCAGGAAUAUGUCCAAAGAUCUAUCAUUCUAAAAAGCACGUUAAUCGUGUACCCACUGAUCCUCAGAGAGCCCGCAUUUUCGGGCCGGUCAGGAAGGGAAGUCGAAACGUUGACUUCCGCAUGGCUAGGAUAGUUUAUGACACUGAGCCGGACAUACCGAAAGAGCGCAUCGGGUAUCCUAUCCAUGCGCACUGCUGGCUGCUUCUUGACCGCGUGAUCGGACAUGAAAUCGUCAAGAAGAAUCUGCGAGAAUUCGGCCGAGCUGUGGACGCAUAUUGGUGGCGUAAUUUGGGAAAUUGGGGGACUGGAUUAUGGCAUCAUGAGGACGAAAUGUUGUUCUAUGGGACACAAGCCGGUCAUCUAUCAUGUUACGGGAAGCCCGCGACGCGCGAAUGUACGGAUGUGCAUCUGCGAGGGCAUUCGGCGAUCGUUGACCUGCCGUUGGAUAUUGCGAUUCUCAUCGUCGAUCUGAUCUAUGGGAGUCGCCCGCGGUCCAUGGAAAGACUGAUUGAUACGCGCAAUUUGCUGGAAGCGUUUCAGUGGAAAUUGCCCGAGACAUACUGGAAAACGCGGUGCGACUAUUGGCUGGUGUUUGAGAUGGACGACCUCAUCAGGGAGAAGCGUGCUCUCAAUUGGUCGAGGUUUUGUCUUGGACUGGAGCUUCUAUUGGAGAGAGGUUGGUACUGCAAUAGUGGCUUGAGAACACGCCAACGAGCUUUGACUUCGCUCGGAGGUAUCAAGGAGCACUUUUUAAACAUGAUUGAGAAGUAA
Messenger RNA from Aspergillus pseudonomiae, 1044 nucleotides. RefSeq lists its product as uncharacterized. The coding region runs from base 1 to 1044 and encodes 347 amino acids. NCBI's taxonomy places the organism in Eukaryota, Fungi, Ascomycota, Eurotiomycetes, Eurotiales, Aspergillaceae. The transcript has 3 exons. The record is from RefSeq and is a predicted model, not a curated record.